AUGGCUUUCCAAAUGCCUUCAUUCCUCUCACGCUUCCUCCGCCCGUUGAGCUCUGCGGCAUCAAUGUCCCUCCAACCCGAUGCCCUAGCAGCUAUGCAAUUCCCUCCCAACUCACAGAGAGCCAUCUUCGCUGGCGGGUGCUUUUGGGGUCUGGAGGAGUUAUACCGCAAGACGUUCGGCGACGGCAAGGGUCUUUUGGACUGCAGAGUUGGAUACACCGGUGGCCAAUCCAAGGCACCGAGCUAUGCCGAAGUCUGCUCCGGACGAACUGGCCAUGCCGAAUCCCUCCUGAUCGUCUUCGACCCGGAACGUCUUUCGUACAGGCAACUCUGCGAGUUCUUCUUCAGGAUGCACGAUCCGACCACCCUGAACCGACAGGGCGCCGACACCGGCACGCAGUAUCGCUCUGCGAUUUUCGCCGAGAACGACGAGCAACUCCAGAUUGCCGAGGAGAUCAAGAAGAAGGUCGGCGAACAGUGGUACAAGGGCAAGAACAUCACCACGGAGAUCAAGAGAGCGACGCAGUGGUAUGAUGCAGAGGCUUAUCAUCAAAAAUAUUUGAUCCCAGAGCCCGGAAAGGAUACAUCGGGAUUGUACCACUGCCCUGCGCAUUAUCGACGACCAUUCCCGGAUCUGGUGUAA
Molecule: messenger RNA, 642 nt
Organism: Fonsecaea pedrosoi CBS 271.37
Lineage: Eukaryota; Fungi; Ascomycota; Eurotiomycetes; Chaetothyriales; Herpotrichiellaceae
Product: peptide-methionine (S)-S-oxide reductase
Exons: 1
Coding region: 1-642 (213 amino acids)
Molecular function (GO): peptide-methionine (S)-S-oxide reductase activity
Source: RefSeq, a predicted model, not a curated record